Sceloporus undulatus (fence lizard) is the source of this 3043-nucleotide messenger RNA. Its product is annotated as interleukin-6 receptor subunit beta-like. NCBI's taxonomy places the organism in Eukaryota, Metazoa, Chordata, Lepidosauria, Squamata, Phrynosomatidae. The transcript has 14 exons. Gene Ontology annotation, molecular function: cytokine receptor activity; protein binding. Gene Ontology annotation, biological process: cytokine-mediated signaling pathway. Gene Ontology annotation, cellular component: external side of plasma membrane; membrane. The record is from RefSeq and is a predicted model, not a curated record. The coding region runs from base 238 to 2535 and encodes 765 amino acids.
UGUUGCGCUCUUUCUUUUACAUCUUUGCGCUUUAACAAAAAGAGCCCACACGCGGUACUGCAGUAAUAUGCUGUCCUUUUCCCCAGAUGUGCCUAAGUGCAGUGUGUGGGUAGGCCCAUGCGCGCAUACAGCCAUGCUGUUUGAAAAGAAGCAUGCACAGGGAGAAGAUUUCCUUUUGAUGGAAAAGAAAACUCAUCUGUAAUUUCCUUUCCCCCCCUUCCAGGCGACUUAAGCAUCAUGGCCUUCAGGAUGCAGCUGGCUUUGGGGUGGAUCGUGACACUCCUCGUUCCUGCUUCUUGUUCAGUGACACCACGAGUCCCGAAAAUUGAAUAUUGUGUCACUUUCUGGGGGGGAAACAUCACAUGUUACUGGGAUCUUCUGCCGGAGACGCAUCCGCCAAUGACAUACACCCUCCAUGUUACAGAGGAAUCUGGACACUGCCGGAGAGAUUUUGGGGCCCCUGCGGAAUGCGUUGCCAAGCCGGAAGAGCGUUGGUGCAGCAUCCCCAUUGAGAACCUCUUUGCUUUCUACAAAAUCAAACUCACGGCAGAGAACCAACAAGUCCGGCUUAGCUCUUUGGAAAAAUGCAUCCAUGGAAUGAACAUUGUAAAACUGAGUCCCCCAGUGAUUCGUGCGAUCCUUGCGAACCAGAGCCGUUGCUUCCAGAUGGAAUGGGACCUACCAGGAGAUGAGAUCCUGUCUGCGUCGGAGGCCCAGUAUGAGAUCCAUUACCGGGACUUGGCAGAGACCUCCUGGACACAGGUGAAUUUUACAGUGGUGGAGAACGCAGCAGCCUUUGCAAACAUCUGCGGCGUUUCCCCUUUCACCAACUACUCUGUCCGGGUGCGAGCCAAAUACCUGCACAGCUCUUCUCUCCAAAGCAAUGAAGGUCCCGUCUGGAGUGAAUGGAGCGCAGAGAGAUUUGUAAGGACACUGCCUGCAGUUCCUUCCAGAGGACCGGCCCUUUGGAGGAAACUAGGAGCCCCGGAUGCUUAUGGAAAGAGAUCCGUUGUCCUGAUGUGGAAGCCCUUGAAGCCAACGGAAGCCAAUGGAGAAAUUUUGGCAUACCGUCUCCGCUCUCAAAGGAAGGGGGAGCCCGCAAUCCUGCAGUGCCUCACUAAAGACCUUCAAUGUACCCUCUUUCUCCCAGCUCAGGUCGGGUACACCUUCUUCAUUGCAGCCAGCAAUGCUGUGGGGGUCUCUCCCUCGAGCAAAAUUGUGGUCCCACCAUCCGGCGGCCAAGAAGAUCCAUCCUCCCCGCUUCCAGUUCUCGCCUCACCAGUGGGGGAAAAGGGCCUCCUCAUUCAGUGGUCUCUUCCCAGCUUCCCGCAGAUGCAUUACAUUUUGGAGUGGGGCCGCUUACCUGAGAAAGAGGGUGCCAACAUUUUCUGGCGCCAUCAGCCUGGGAACGUCAACCACAUGGUCAUUAAUGAAGCAAUUGAGCCAGGACAUCUCUAUAAUCUCAAGCUCUUUGCCCUCAUCGAUGGCACCAUUUGGGCCUCGGGUUCUACCAGCAGUUACUCGAAACAGAUUGCUCCACUUCGGGCACCGUCUUUGUAUCCUGUCCAGAUCUGGAAAUCCCAGGUUAAGUUGCUGUGGGAGAAACUCCCUUUGGAGGACCGGGGUGGAGUGAUCCGGAACUACUCCAUCUGCUACAAAGAAGACGGAAGGGAUGAGCAGACGGUGGUUGUAGAGGGUUCAGUGCAGAGUUAUCUCAUCAAAGGCCUUAGACCCGGAUCCAUGAUCAGGGUCUCCAUUGCUGCCUCCACCGAAGGAGGGAGCACCCGGGGACCAGCGUUGUCCAUCCGAAUGAAGAGCAACGGUCACGGAGAAGCCGAAACUUUGUUAUCCGUUCUUUGCGUGGGGUUCCUUCUCCUCCUCCUCUUUGUUGCCGGCUCUUUGACUUGCAUCUGGAAACAUCGGUGGGUUCAGAAAUACCUCUGGCCGCAAAUCCCAGAUCCAGCAAAAAGCAACCUCGCCACAUGGAUGCCACCCAAAAUGUGUCUGGAUCCGUCCUCGCGUUGCACAGAAACGUGGAGCCAAGGUUAUCUCACUCUGACUAUCGGUGACCUCUUGGGGGUCCAUACUUCCCAACAAGAAGGAUCCGACCCAAGGAAGUUUCUCGGUGACCAGUGGUUGCUUCAGGUCCCCAGCACUUUCCAGAAGACCAUCUCCAUCAAUGGAAAGAGGGGCACCUUGUGGGAAGAUGGAGAAGGACCCCCCAAAUCCACAGCCGCCAAUGAGGUGGACUACUCGAAAGUGGUUGUGGUCCAUAACAGCCGCGGGCUCCAAGAAUCGUGGAGGAGUCCUCAUCAUUCCCAUUCCUUUUCCAAAGCACCGGAUCCGCAAAAUGUAUAUUCCAGAACCCUGUUCGGACAAAGCGUUUGGCUUCAGAAUUUGACCUAUGAAGUUGUGGUGCAAAACAGAGCACUCAAAUCCACCGGCGAAUUCCCGCUCCUGGGUAGUCUGAUGGCGAUGGAAAGAGAUCUCCAUCCAGCUGAAAUCCCAUGCAGAGAUAACUUGCAAAACUCGUAACCUUUCUUGCAAGGUUUUUAUAAGACCUUAGAUGUUUGCAGUCCAGCAGCUCUGGCGUUCCUGAGAACCAUCAUCAUCAUCAUCAUCUUGCCAGCAAACAAUCUGAAAACAUUAUUUGAAGAUGCCAGCCACAGAUGCCAGCGAAACGUCAGGAAUAAACGCCUCUAGAACAUGACCCGAAAAACCCACAAAACACUAUGGAUACCGGCCAUGAAAGCCUUCGACUUCACAAAUCUGAAAAUAAAUAGCAAAGAUUGCACAAGACCACACUCCUUGCAAGAUAUAAGGCCUUAGAUCUUUGCAGGCCAGCAGUUCUGGUGCUACUGAGAAUCAUCAUCAUCGUCAUUGUCACCAUCGUCACCAUAUUGCAAGCCAACAAUCCAAAAAUAAAUAGCAAAAACUGAACAAGGCCACACUUCUCGCAAGAUUUUUUAAUAAGACCUUACAUCUUUGCAGUCCAUCACUUCUGGUGUUACUGAGAAUCAUUGUUGUUAUCAUGGUUUUUAGU